This is a messenger RNA of Lotus japonicus, 1507 nucleotides long. RefSeq lists its product as uncharacterized. The coding region runs from base 154 to 1194 and encodes 346 amino acids. Lineage: Eukaryota; Viridiplantae; Streptophyta; Magnoliopsida; Fabales; Fabaceae. The record is from RefSeq and is a predicted model, not a curated record. The transcript has a single exon.
CCCACUCCAUCACCUUUUCCUCUCUCCUUCUCCCCUCUAUUGUCUCAAUCCUUCCCCUAUAUAAUUACACCAUCACAUUCCAACCGACACCCAUUUUCCACACAAAUUGAACUCGUUUCACACAUACAUACAAACACUCAAGAAAACUAGAAAAUGGAGGUGGAAGUGGCCAUGCCAAUGGUGGUAGGAGACUUCAACUUUGACAGCAACUGUUCCUCUCCGUACAUCACCGCCCCUUCUAGCCCUCAACGCCUUGGAAACUUGUUCUUCAGUGCUCCCACUAGCCCCACUCGCGGUUCACCUUUCUUCCAUCAAUCCAUUCCUUCUUCUUCCUCUGUUUCCUCUGUUUCCCCUGUUUCCUCUGUUCCUUUCAAUUGGGAACAGAAACCGGUUGUCCCCAACAAACCCGACAGCAACAAUGACGGCGAUGAAUUCGAGUUCAAUUUCAACGGAAGCCUCGAAAGAGCGUCUCUCUCCGCCGCCGAUGAGCUCUUCUCCGGUGGAAAAAUCCGCCCAUUGAAGCCCCCACCACGGAUUCAGUUCAGCGAUGGACCCACUUCUCCGGCGACCCAAUCGCCGGGGAAGAAAGCAUUAUCUCACCAGAAGAGAGAUUCAGACCCUUUUGAAUCCGCCAUUGAAGAAACACACAGAGGUAGAGAAGCAGAAGGAGAGAAACGAGGCAGAGGAACUGAAAAAGCUUCAUCUAGCGGCGGCCGGAAAGGAACCAGAUCGCUGUCCCCUUUAAGGGUCUCCGACAUCGUGUGCGAGGAGUCCGAGGACAAUGAUGUUUCUUCAACCGCAAGCAAUGGGAGAUCGUUCUUGUCGUUCACGAAGGGUUACCGGAAAUGGAGGAUACGUGAUUUUCUUCUGUUCAGGAGCGCGUCGGAGGGAAGAGCCACCGACAAGGAAGCUCUGAGGAAGUACGAGGUUCUGCCGAGGAAAUCGGCGGCGACGGCGGCGGAGGAGGAUGUCAGGAACUGCAGCUUCCGGUCUACCGAGAGUUCCGGUUCGGUGUCGAAACGGCGUGGACCGGUUUCGGCCCAUGAGCUGCAUUACACUCUGAACCGGGCUGCUGCAGAGGAAAUGAAGAGGAGGACUCAGUUGCCUUACAAGCAAGGGUUGUUUGGGUGCUUGGGGUCUAACCAUGGUAUGCAUCAGAUUUCUAGGGGAAUUGGGUCUUUCACACGUUCAUGAACCAUGAUCAAGAAUUCAAGAUACUUUCUAGUUUGGAUCUUGAGUUCUUGAUCUUCUUCAAUUGUUCUGCUUUAUUUUUUUUUCUACAAUGUUUAUAAGUAUAUACACUUUUUUGUUGAUCUUUUUGAGUCUCUUUGCUCUUCUCAUUAUGGUGUUUGUGGUUGAUUAUAAGCCUCUAUACCGCAUGUCACACUUGUAACUUGUUCUUCUCAUUUUCAUGUUGUGAUGUCUAUCCGCAUGAGAGACUGAAAUAAUAAUUGUACACUUCAUCCACAAACAUGUAUGAUAGAUUUUCAACCCAGGGUUAAACAUA